UACUAAGCAGGAAGCCCAAUGUGGGGCUUGAUCCCAGGACCCGGAGAUCAUGACCUGAGCCAAAGGCAGAUGCCUAACCAACUGAGCCACCCAGGCGCCCCCAGAGAAAGGAAGGGCUUUUGUCCCCUCUAGCUCUGAUAUCUCCCAGAUUUAGCCUGGAGUUUCACAUUUCCUGUGUACUUGUAUCCCUUUCGCUGAACUGAGGUGCUUAGUCUCCCUGGGAAGACAGGAUCUCAGCAUAGAUCAGCUAGGGAGUAUUUGACUCUGGGGGCCUGCAGGCUAGUAAUAUACUAGAAUGCCCAAGAACUACAUCAUAAAGCAAGAGUUCCUUUUGUGGGCCCUGCUCUGUGGCCUCUUGGAAUCUAGAUGCCAAGGAAAUCCCUAAGCAGAGAUUUUCCGUUGGAUGAUCAAAGCAAGGAAUAAAAAUUGAGAAUUUGGAAAAUGUCUCAACAGUUUCAUUACCAGAACAAUACAAGAGUCACUUCUAACUCGCUGUUGGAUAAUCCAUCAGUGGCGUUCUGUGCGAGAUUCGGGAAAUUUCAGAGGAGAGAUUCUCAGUGUCAGGCAUUUGUGAAGAGAGUCAUAAUGAGUCGUCUUUUUAAGAUGAUUAUGAUUAGCAUCAUCUCACUGAAUGCCUUUUUUGUGGUCUUGUGGACUGAUUAUAAUACAAAAUACAACUUGUUCAGACUUUUUGAGGUCUCUGAGCUGGUCUUUGCGUCCAUCUAUAGCUCCGAGUUCUGCAUGAAGCUCUACGUGGACCCCAUCAACUACUGGAAGGAUGGGUACAACCUGCUGGAUAUAAUCAUUAUCAUCACCAUCUUUAUCCCCUACGGUCUCCGCAGAUUCAAGGGCAAGCACUACCCCUACCUCAACAUUGCUGACGGCAUGCAGUCCCUGCGUAUCCUCAAGCUUAUCACCUAUAGCCGUGGCAUCCGGACACUCAUCACUGCCGUGGGGCAGACAGCCUACAUCGUGGCCUCUGUGCUCUUCCUGCUCUUCGUCCUCAUGUUCAUCUUCGCUAUCUUGGGCUUCUGCCUGUUUGGACUUCCAGACAGGGGGGACCAGAAUAACUGGGGGAACCUGGCUGUGGCCUUCUUCACCCUCUUCAGCUUGGCCACGGUCGAUGGCUGGACAGACCUGCAGCAGCAGCUGGACAGUCGCAACUUGGCUCUCAGCCGGACGUUCACCAUCAUCUUCAUCUUGCUUGCCUCCUUCGUCUUCCUCAGUAUGUUCGUGGGUGUGAUGAUCAUUCACACUGAGGACUCCAUUAAAAAGUUUGAGCAGGAGCUGAUGGAGGAGAGGCACAUGACACUCAUGGAGGAGAAGCAGGUGAUUCUAACGCGGCGGCAGGAAGAGGUCAGCAAGCUGAUGCAGUUGCAGAAAAAUGCUGACUACAGAAGUUUCAGUGAGCUGGUAGAGAACUUCAAGAAGACCCUGCGGCACACUGACCCCAUGGUCCUGGAUGAUUUUGGCACUAGCCUGCCCUUCAUCGAUGUCUACUUGUCCACUCUGGACAACCAGGACGCUACAAUCUACAAGCUUCAGGAGCUGUACUACGAGAUUGCGCACGUGUUGAGCCUGAUGCUCGAAGACUUGCCACAGAAGAAACAGUCCCAGUCCUCUGAAAAGGCUGAUGAGAAGUAGGGGGGGGGGGCGUGGGCACCCAGGCACCGAGGUGCCUCGCAAGCCGUGACAGGCCCUCGUUCAACACAGGCUUUCUGAAUUGCCCCCUCUGCAGUUGCUUAAGCUCGUGGUAUUUCCCAGCCGUGGGGGGUUGGGCCUGGGAGGCGCCCAUGAAGUCCGAUUGCCCGGACCGCUCCCCCCUCAACAUGAUACAGCCAGGCCUGGGGAGGACGGAGAGGGAUGCUCAACACUUGCCCUUGGCCAGAUGCCAUGUCCAGGGGCCACACUGGCUAUCUCUUCCCUUAACCCCAGCAGCGAGGACUCCCUGGGCUCCUGGGAAAGCCACCUGAGGACCCCAGACCAAGAAGGGCCUCCAGCAGCCCUGUAAGUGUAUAUGGCUCCUUUGAGCUGGUAUAGCCUCACUGAUCUGGGAACCUCUUAAAGCUGGGCUCCUCUUUGUGGGUGCCCCACACUAGGAAGAGCAACAUUUCUCUCUGUGCACCUACUCCCGUGGGGACCCGUCUUUGGAAGUUGACUGCUUUUCUCUAGGCUCACAGUGGUCGUGAUGCCCCAAAGGGUGCAGGGGCCACCUCCUAGAGGGGCCAAAGGAGCAGCAGUAUUGGGCACUUUGGGCUGUUGGUUAGUUAGGACUUUUCACUUGAAAGGUGACAUUUUCGGUGUCAUUCCUGGCCACAUGGCUAGCAGAGUUGCGACACUCCUUUGAUCUGGCCGUGAUGGCAUCUUCUGAAGGCACGGUGGGGGGGGGCAGGGUUGGCUGACACCCCUUGUCCCUGACUGGCCAGGCCAGAGGCCCUACGGUGUCCCUCUGCUCCCAUUGCUGGGGCUGUUCUUGAGGCCCAUUCCUUUAGCAGGGCCCCAUCUGACAGAAAGAGGAUGGAGUUCUGGGUGGAGCUGGCGGGGACAUCAGCACCUACUGUUGAGGGAAAAAAAGCCCCAGACCCACAAUGGGGAGUCGGGUCAGCAGAAAACACGGGGGGUAAAAUUGAGAGCGGUUGGAUGAAGGGUCCCCUUUGUGGACCCACGGUUUCCAGGCACGGUGACAACUCCUCCAAGGCCAUGGGACAAGGGCACUUGGAAACCUUUCCUCGUGGUUUUGCUCAUACAUCCAACUACUAUUUACUGAGCUGGGCUGGGUGCUGGGGGUGCUGUCAUGAGAAACCCAUAGUCCAGUCCUGGUCCUCUUGGGGCGCUCGGUUAUGUAGAGGAACCAGUAAUCCAGCCAGACUGGAUGAGAGAAAUUUCCCUGAGGAAGUGACAGUUGUUUGCACGCAGAGAGCACGUGUCUUCUAAGAGACUCAAAUCAUGGCCAUUUGCAAAUGUUCACACUCACGUCGUGUAAAAAUGCAAAAGGCUUGCUCUGGAGAGUAAGACCCGCCACCAUGCUAUCGGGGAGCUCUCCGAGGGCAGGGGCGAUAGCCUCGCUGUUUCCCCGAGGCACAGUGCCCUUGGAGGGGGGCUGAAGUAUGCAGGUCGUGUGUGCCCUCCGCAGAGCGGGGAGAGGCCCAGGGCUUUAUGCCUGCGGUGCCUGGCCGGGAAGGCUGGGGGCUUCCGUGGCCGCUCUGGGGGUGCAGCCCCAUCUGUAGGACAGGCCUCGGGCCAGGGCUCUGGUCCGGGUGUGGGGCAAAGCAAACCUGGCCGGCUGCUCGCAUGGCUGUGGGUACCGUUGGCAUUGCUGUGUGCCUACGUUGCUCGGGAGAAUAUGAAAACACAUUCCCCCCGCUCUCACCAGGAAUCCCCCGAGAAUCGCCUUAGGCCCCUGGAAGUGAACAAAAGAUUAAAAAAAAAAAAAAAAAAACUUGGCCUCAGAGAGGUAAGUUGGAAAGUGCCACGGUUUUGGAGUGGGGAGGUCUGGAUUCUGUAACUGGGUGACCUUGGGCAAGGUGCCAAAUCUUCUGAAAACGCAACUAUUUCCUCUGAGAAAUGGGCUGAUAAAACUGACCCACUCUGAGGACCAAACGAAAUACAUGCAAGAGCGUGAAGAAAGCUGGAGGCAGCAGUGGCCAGAGCUUCCUUGCCAUCGGCUCUGGCUCUGCUGGGCGGCCCCCCACAGUGGGCUGUGCUGGUCCGGGGCCCAGAAGGCCUGGGCCGGCCUCAGGGUGGCAGGGAGGACAGUCUGGCGCCAAGAGUGGGAAGCAGAAGUCAGGAACCGGUGUUGGGGGUGCGCGGUGAAGGGGUCUCCACUGGGAGCUGGCACGGAACGACCUGGAAGGCCUGGGUCCCCACAGGGAAGUCCCAGGCACGGGGCUCUGGGCCACAGUGGGGAGGGCCAGCUGCCUUUAAGGGCACAAGCAGAAGGCUGUCACUGAGCAGGGAGCUGGGAGAGGGUGACGUGCAGAGGGCCGGCCCAGUGCUGGGGGCAGAACAAGCCAGUGGAUAUUUGGCACAAAGUCCCAGAGCAGCAUUUCUGUUUGGCUCUAUUCGUCUGCAGAGCAAACAUUGGCAGAUUGGAAUUCCCACUUGGGCUCUCACCAACUCAAACAGGCUUGGCCACGACUUUCAAUUGAUUUGCUUGGGGCAGAAGUGCUCUGCCUGCCCAGGCCUGGCUGAGGAAAGCAGGACCCUUCUCACCAGCCCCCAGCCCUUGGGUCCAGCAGAGCUGUCCCCAGAUGGCUCUUUCCUCUCCAUCCUGCCGGCCUGGUGAUUUGGUAGCUGCACUGGGAUGCAGGGGACCUGGGCUUGAGUCUUUGGGUCACACUCAGGACCUCCCCUAGCUCCUGUGGGAAGGAUCUGGAAUCCAAAGCUAGAGGUGUUUGGAAGGUGGCCGGAUUUUUUUCUUUUAAACCGCUUGUUGAUUCCACCAGCCGGAAGCAGUCCCUAUAUUAUGGCGAUCCAGGCAGUGAGGGAGAAUAUAAACUCUCCUAUUUAUUCCAACAGCCCCUAGAAAUCUUACACAGAGAUGCUGAGAACUGCACACCUUGUGUUUUCGUCAAAUGUGGGUGAGACAGAACACCUCCUAAUUCAAAGGGCCCUUUACCCAGUCAGAUUGCGCUGUCAGUGGUGUCUCUCCCUGUUUCGGUCUCUGUCCCUGGCCCCAGCUUGCCUGGGCCUGCUCUCUUGGUUCACAGGCUCUCAAGAGAGAGGAUAGCUCUGAAUUCUUAAGUAGGCUGCCCAGAAGGGAGAGGCGAUGGCUGCCAAUACGAGUCCCAGGGCUUGGGAAAUGACGAGAAGGGGGCUAAAUGUGAUGGAGACAGAUUUACCACCGUGUGAGUGCCCUGCUUCUCCCCACAUUCCGCCCCCGCCCCCCGGAGCUCUGUCUGUGCUGGUCAGCCCCACGCCUCACCAUCCCCGAGUUCUCUCCUUGAUUUUACUCUAGACUCUGGGUGACACAGUGCUGGGGGAAUGGGGGAGAGCCAGGAUGUGACAGGAGAGAGAGGAGAGAGGACCAUUCAUGCUCUCUUGAUCUCCUCCGUGAUGGAGAGUCAGGGUAAUGGGCAGAACAGCAAAUGGGGAGACCAGUCAGGUUUGAUGUGUCUACAUAAUCGGGAGCUGGGACAGGGAGGGAAGAAGGAAGUAAAAGCCGAGGGUCAAGAGUCAGAGACUUUUAGACAGAGGUUUUGACCCAGCUGGAGUGUGAGGCUUGCAAAGGGGAGAAAUGGGGAUGACACGUGUCCUUGGGGGGUGAGAACCGGGUCCUCACUGAUGUUCUUUGAGAGAGGCAAGUCAUGGUUGGAAUCAUUUGAAGACGAUGUUUGGUUGCUGACUGUGCCAUUUAAAAAAAAUGGAACCCCCUGAAUGGAUUUGACCACGUGGAAUCUGGAUUAUAUUCAGGUGGCCUAAAGAUCACCCUGUAUAAUAGAGACCUCUCAGGCUAAAAUUGGGAAAUGUUAAGAGGGCUUUACAAACCACCACCUGAACCCCCAAAUGGGCUCAGAAGCCUCUAGGUGAAGCACCCCUGGGGGUGGUGGCACAAUGUGUGGCUGGCCUUUUGCAAAAUGAAACCAAAGUCUCAAAAGGAAGUGCAGAAGAAGCCGAAGGGGGAUGAAGAGUCUGUCCUAGAACUUUUGGGACACUGGGGACUGACCCCAUGCUCUGUACACUGGUGAUGGGACAAUGAUGUUCUCACAGCAGGGUCCCCUGCCCCACAGUUCAGCACACAUGGCCCUGGACUCCCUCCUUUCCCAGCGGUGCCUUGACACCUAGAAUGGUGGUCUGAGAUGAGACGACCUCUUCACAACUUGCCACUGGACCAGGGGAGGAUGUGUCCAAGCAGAGUUCAGGCCCAGGCUCUGAAGGUACAGCCCAUUCUCGUUGUUGACAGUGGAAACACCACCUUCUGUUUUGUCGGCAUUUCUGCCUACGAGAUACUUUCACAUACAUGAUCUGAAUCAUGUCACAACACUUAGGUAUUUUUCAUGAUUCCCAUCAAAUAGGCUACCGCCAAAGCUGAGGUUUGGAAAGGUGAUGGAGCCCCCAGUUCUGUACCACUAAGGAGGAAGAGCCAGGAUUCGUAGCCACGCAGUGUGGCUUUUGCAUCACUCUCCCACAAAGCUGUGCACUGAUCUUGUAAGGCAUCGUUAGCUCCAUUUUACAGGUGGGUAAGCAGGCACCCACAGGGACCGUCACUUGGCCAGGAUUGUCAUUAAAGGGCAGAGUCAGGAUUUGAAUGCAGGCCACACAUGUACCCGCUGCUCUACAGCCUCACAGUGGCCUUGGUCUUUCUUUUCAGAGCUAUUUUUUGAACGUUAAAACUCAAGCCCUGAUUGCCUUCCGAGCAGGCCCCGAGUCUGCAGUCUGCUGGCCCAGUGGCCCCUGGCUUGGCCCUGGGACCCUCAGAGAUGGAGAGGACAGCAAGAAGCAAUCGAUGCGCACGGAUGGGUUGUGACUACAGCGCCUAAUCGGGAAAUUACAGCCUGGGCAGCAGAGGGUUUGGCUUAGAAGUCACCCUCCCGUGGGUUUCAGUGAGGCCAGCCCGCAUGGAGGCUUGGCUGGCAGAAGGGAUGUGCUGGGCAGGCGUGAGCUUGGCAGGCAGGAUGAGCCAGCCUUGUCAGUGCUGUGCCCAUACCCAGAAAAUUGGUCUCUCGGGUGGUGACCUUGAGGUCGGUCCUUUCUGGCUCUCUGCCUGCCCCUGCACCCAUAGAUAACUCAUCAGCAAGGGUGGAAGCUGUGGGCACCCAAAGGGGGCACUUUGUGAGUCUCUUGGCUUGAGUAGCUGGCUUUUCCCCUGACCCUGGAAUGAGCAUGCAGAAAAGGAGUGGAAAUUGGCAGAUGGGAAAAGCCAGUUGUAGAACUGUAUGUACAUGCCACCCUCUGUAUUUUUUUUUUUG
Molecule: messenger RNA, 6908 nt
Organism: Zalophus californianus (California sea lion)
Lineage: Eukaryota; Metazoa; Chordata; Mammalia; Carnivora; Otariidae
Gene: CATSPER3
Product: cation channel sperm associated 3
Exons: 8
Coding region: 442-1644 (400 amino acids)
Biological process (GO): monoatomic ion transport; transmembrane transport
Cellular component (GO): membrane
Molecular function (GO): monoatomic ion channel activity
Source: RefSeq, a predicted model, not a curated record